This is a messenger RNA of Dovyalis caffra, 1887 nucleotides long. Lineage: Eukaryota; Viridiplantae; Streptophyta; Magnoliopsida; Malpighiales; Salicaceae. The record is from the annotation of a GenBank genome assembly.
AUGUCGGCUCGCUUCAUCCUCCUCCUCUCUCUCACUGCCCUCCUUCUCUUCUCUCAACUCUCUCCCUCUCUCUCCAAACCCCAAAACGACGACGACGAUGAGGAUCUCAGUUUCCUCGAAGAAGAAACCGACGCCGUUCCUCAGCACCACGAUCACUACCCCGAUCCGGACCAAUUCGACGAAGAAUACGACAACGACGAUGAUCUCGAAAAUUACCCUGAUCUCGACGAUUCCGAAUUGGAUUCCUACAAGGACCCCGAGAUUGACGACAAGGACGUCGUCGUUUUGAAGGAUGGGAAUUUCAGUGAUUUUGUGAGUAAGAAUAAGUUUGUGAUGGUGGAAUUCUACGCGCCGUGGUGCGGUCACUGCCAAUCGUUGGCUCCUGAGUAUGCAGCCGCUGCUACGGAGUUGAAAGGGGAGGGAGUGGUGUUGGCUAAAGUGGAUGCAACUGAAGAGAAUGAGUUGGCUCAGGAGUAUGAGAUUCAAGGCUUCCCUACUAUUUAUUUCUUUGUUGAUGGGGUACACAAGCCUUAUCCUGGCCCAAGGACCAAAGAUGGUAUCUUGACAUGGAUCAGGAAGAAAAUAGGACCUGGUAUUUACAAUAUAACAACAGUGGAUGAUGCUGAACGUCUGUUGACUUCUGAAACUAAACUUGUUUUGGGCUUCCUCAACUCUUUGGUGGGUCCUGAAAGUGAGGAACUUGCUGCUGCUUCAAGACUCGAAGACGAUGUCAACUUCUAUCAAACUGUAAAUCCUGAUGUGGCAAAGCUUUUCCACCUUGACCCAGAAGUUAAACGCCCAGCUUUAGUCAUGCUUAAGAAAGAGGCUGAGAAACUGAGUGUUUUUGAUGGUAAAUUUUCUAAGGCAGAGAUAGCUGACUUCGUAUUUGCCAACAAACUGCCUUUGGUGACCUUUUUUACUAGGGAAAAUGCCCCUAUGAUUUUUGAGAGUUCAAUUAAGAAGCAGCUGUUGCUGUUUGCAAUUUCAAAUGAUUCAGAGAAAGUUAUCCCAAUUUUUCAAGAUGCAGCUAAAUUAUUCAAGGGAAAGCUUAUCUUCGUAUACGUGGAAAUGGACAAUGAAGAUGUUGGGAAGCCUGUUUCAGACUAUUUUGGUAUCACUGGAACUGCUCCCAAGGUUCUUGGAUACACAGGAAACGAUGAUGCUAAAAAAUUUGUACUUGAUGGGGAAGUUACCUUGGACAAACUUAAGGCUUUUGGGGAGGAUUUCCUUGAAGACAAGCUCAAACCUUUCUUCAAGUCGGAUCCAGUUCCUGAAACAAAUGAUGGGGACGUAAAGAUAGUGGUUGGGAAUAACUUUGAAGAAAUUGUUUUGGACGAGUCAAAGGACGUUCUUCUUGAGAUCUAUGCACCAUGGUGUGGUCAUUGCCAAGCUUUGGAGCCAACAUACAACAAACUUGCCAGACAUUUGAAGGGCAUUGAGUCUAUUGUUGUAGCCAAGAUGGAUGGAACAACAAAUGAGCAUCCCAGGGCAAAGUCUGAUGGGUUUCCCACGAUCCUCUUCUUUCCUGCUGGGAACAAGAGCUUUGAUCCAAUUACUGUGGACACAGAUCGUACUGUGGUUGCAUUUUAUAAGUUCCUGAAGAAGCACGCAUCGGUUCCAUUCAAGCUCCAAAAACCAGCUUCAACAUCAAAAACAGAAAGUUCUGAAGCCAAAGACAGCCAUGAGAGCAGCACUAAGGAUGUGAAAGAUGAAUUAUCUGGGGCAAGUGAUCGGGGCAGAGGGGUGGGGGUGGGUUCUGCACUUUCUACUUCUAGUCAUUCCUCCGGCAUUGGUUCUGGUGGUGGUAGCUCUUCCGGUAACACUACACGAGUGGAAGUUGUAUUUAACGCUUACGCAAAGAUUAUACGUAGCCGAGAUCCCGGUUAG